AAUUUGUAUCAAUAUUGAGAAAUUGUCCAUCUUUUGGGCAAUUGAAUACAAUUUGUUUAGUAACAUUAUGGAAAUGAAAUAAAACUGUUCAUCUUCAGUAUCACAAAUUUUUAUCAAAAAUCAUUAAAUGAUCAUAACAUGAGUUAGAAAAAUUGCAUACCUAUGUUUAAACAUAGAAAUCUCCCAAAAGUAACCAUUUACAAGUAAAUUUAGGGAGACAAGCUUGUUCAUCAACUGAAAAAACACCAAUUAUCUUUCUGAAUUUUAUGCCAGAGAACAUGAUUUGAAAUUAUGCACACAACUCUUCCUGUCUUUCCAUCAGUGAUUUUGAUUUACUCUGAUUGUCAGUAAUACCUUAGAAGAUUUUGAUUACUCUGAUUGUCAGUAAUACCUUAGAAGAAGUACAUUUAUUUAUGAGAGUUUCAUGAGCUAAAAGGGGUGAUUUCAAAAAGGAAAAAUAACACUGAAAAUUGACAAUGUUUAAGGCAUUAGACAAAGUGAACUAUAACACACUGAACCUCAACAAACCUAAGGAACCAGUCAAAGAGAUAAUUAAACCAAUUUCAUUGGUACAGAUAAGUUGUCGAGUGAUCAAUAGAUGUGAUGGAUUAACCAAUCAUGCGAUACGUUGUGUACCAAUACACUUAGCAGCAGAUUUACUCAGGGCAGCAAUAGAGAAGGCACAACCUAAUGCUAUCAGUGCUAUCAUAUCAAACUGGCCACAUACAGAAUUAUGUUUUAAGGAUAUAUUACCACCCAAGCAUCAUGAUAUUUUUGAAGAGGAAAUGGGGCAUGAUUUGGUAGUGUUCAGAGGUGUGAUCAACAGAACUAAAUAUUGUAAACUGAAAUCUAUUGACUUCAGAGGACUUAAAUUGAAUGGAACAUUCUGCAAGCUGAUUGUACAGAUGUGGCCUAUUUUGUCAUUAAAGAAAUCACAACAAAAAACAAAGAAUUUAGUGAAAACAAUAGUCAAAAAUGCUGGUGUGAAAAGAAGUCGUUUGACAGAUGAAAUUUUGCCAAAGAUGUUGGAAGAUCUGCUGUGUCAUGAGAUGGUGAAAAAUUCCACAUUCUCUAUAUACAUUCCUAAAGGUGAGAAAAUGACUGUAAAGAUGGACAACUUACAGUUUUCUACAAACAGAACAUUCUUUAUGGACUACCUCAUAUGUAAUGGACUAAGAUCAAUUACACCUUUAUCUAUUUCUGUGUCUAAUAUUUGUAUCAAGUCUGAUUUAAUGAUUGGAGAUGAUGUAAUGGACUGCUUAGCCCCUUUUAUUGUCUUGAGAGGCUUGGAUCCAGAGAACAUUGAAGGAAUCGAGCUGAAGCAACUUGAAGAGGGAAUUUUCUUCCUUGUAGCAUCAGACCUUCAGAAAUUUAAAAACGUUCGUGCAUUAGAUCUUCAGGACUGUAAUAUUUAUUUACAGGAAGGUCGAACGAGAAGUAGAACUGCAUUACGAAAUAAAAUAGUGGAAACUUUAAACUGUUUCCCAAACUUAAUUCGAUUGGAUCUAAGCUUCAAUUACCUUCUUGGUUGUCUUGGUGAGAUAUUAACAGCAUUAAAACAACCCCUGGAAUUUCUCAGUUUAAGGGGCUGUGACUUGAAUGAAAACGACCUGUCAUGUUUGACAAAGUCUCAACAUGCAAAUCACUUAAAGGAACUAAAUUUAAGUAAAGUGUGCCAAUUUUCUAUCUAUGACAAUGAUAGGAUAUCGCCUAUGUUUUUGUUAAAGAUCACAAAACAUUUUUCAAGUGUAAAAAUUCUUAGUCUAGCUCAGAAUCAUUUACCAGAUGCUUCAGUGUCGGAAUUUUGUCAUAUUUUACGCCAUGAUUUGGAAUUCCUUAAAGUUCUAGACAUUGCAGGGAAUAUAUUGACAGAAGAGAAUUUAACGGACAUUACGAAAGCUCUAGCUCACAUCAAAUCGAUGCAGAAAUUCCGUCUGACUUGUACAAACAAUUUAUUAGAAGAUGCUAUGGGACCUCUUGAUGGUGGAAAUAAUCAAGAAGAUCUGAAGAAAAAAUUUUGUGGCGUUCUAUCCUGUCUGGGUCGUGAUGAUAUAAUCGUGGACAUUGUCCGUCUUUCUUAUGCAAUAUUUGUCGACUUGGUUGAUAUAAUGGACCCAGAGUGAAAAAGUCAGUCUGUUCAUAUGCAAUAUUUAUACAGUUGGUUGAUAUAAUGGAACCAGAGCAGAUUAAAUAUGUAAAAGAUAGGUCGGAAUGUAUUGAGAUGUCAUUUCUUAGUAAAUGUGAAUACAACAUUUCGUUUGACAAUGGUGAGGAUGCAAAUAUGGUUUGAUUUGUCAAUAAUAUACAUGUGCAAUUAUUCGAUCUAUUAUAAAGUGAGAAUUUUUGGAUUAUUCACAGUUGACAUUUAUUUGAAAAUAGGACAUUUGACAUGCAGAACCAUCGUUUCUAAUAUGAGGCAGAAAAACAUCGGAAUAAAACAGUGCAAACAAUGUCAGUUGAAUUAGGAGUUUAUAAAUAAUGUUCAACUUUUGGUGCAUUAAAUAUUGUUUUCUUU
Messenger RNA from Mytilus californianus (California mussel), 2515 nucleotides. RefSeq lists its product as uncharacterized. Gene Ontology annotation, cellular component: cytoplasm. Lineage: Eukaryota; Metazoa; Mollusca; Bivalvia; Mytilida; Mytilidae. The transcript has 8 exons. Bases 477 to 2123 code for a protein of 548 amino acids. The record is from RefSeq and is a predicted model, not a curated record.